Molecule: messenger RNA, 1242 nt
Organism: Ambispora leptoticha
Lineage: Eukaryota; Fungi; Glomeromycota; Glomeromycetes; Archaeosporales; Ambisporaceae
Source: the annotation of a GenBank genome assembly
AUGGCACCUACAAAUACACUCGAAAUUCAGCUGAAGGCGGCAAACCAAGUGGUGGAAGCAGUUAAACAACUUCAAUACAACGUCAGUAGCAAGGUUGAAGAAACUCUAAACUUCUCAAUAUCGCUCGCACCAAAAGCAAAACUCGAAAUCGCCGCCGUGUCAAGUAUCAUUCAAUACGCCUGUUACCUCGUGCAAUCGGAAAAAGUGCACGACGUGCGCCUAGACUUCUCGCAGGUGAAACUCCCCUUCACCUUCCCAAACAAAUCCAUUCGCGAACACCUGUUUGCGAAUCAUGACAGCUCAGUAGCACUCGAACUCGAGAGUACAGAUUGUCGGUUGACUGUCUUUAGAAGAAACGAUCACAAUGAUCGAGAUAUUUGGUACGAAAAUAUCAAGAAUUGGAGAGAUGAUUUGCCAUCCAAGUUUCACCUCAUGUUAAAUGAGCUCGUGGAAAAUGUUCCAGCACAUGCUCAAUUGCCGGAAGAUAAAUUCUGCUUCACUGUUGGUUUACUCUUUUCGACCAAAAAGUUAUAUUAUUGUGUAGCUGAUAGUGGCGUUGGUCUACGUGGUUCGCUUCAAGAAGCGAUCGUUACCGAUGUAAAAGAUGUCGCUUCUAGUGCUUGUGCUUUACACUUAACUCGCCCACAAGUCACUUCAAAAGGUAUUGAACGUGGUCAUCAAGGUGUAGGUCUAUUCAUUACUAGUGAAUUAGCAACGAUGAAUAGAGGAUAUCUUGAAAUCUUAUCUGGUGUCCAAGAAUACGAACAAAAAGACACAACGGUCACAAGUGUUCGUGGAGUUUCCGAAUGGAAAGGGACAAUGGUGCAUGGUGCAAUCAAUCUGGAUCAAGAAUUCAACUAUCGUCGCGCCAUGAAAUUAUUUGCCGAGCCGUCAGCAAUUGGUAAAGAUCGUUUCCUCGUCUGUCAAAUCAGCUUAAAUGUCUACGGACAACGUUCACUACGAACACGUGAACUCUGCGAAGAAAUAACCCGUGAUUUAGGAAUUGCCGCCGAGCGAUCCUCGAAAAUAAUUCUUGACUUUAGAGGUAUCGAAGAAAUCAGUCAAGCUUUCCAUGGCUUCUUACGGCGAUUCGUUACCGAUCACAAGAAAGUUCGAAUAAUGUUCAUGGUUCCACCGGAAGCUGAUGAAGAGUUAAAAGAGGAUUUGGAAGAAUUGCAGACUCAGUCAAAUGAGAAUUGGGUUGAUGCCGAUGAUUCAUCGGAUGCUAGCUCCAGUUCUUAA